This is a messenger RNA of Erpetoichthys calabaricus (reedfish), 800 nucleotides long. RefSeq names its product gonadotropin subunit beta-like. The transcript has 2 exons. Lineage: Eukaryota; Metazoa; Chordata; Cladistia; Polypteriformes; Polypteridae. The record is from RefSeq and is a predicted model, not a curated record. Gene Ontology annotation, cellular component: cytoplasm; extracellular region. Gene Ontology annotation, biological process: G protein-coupled receptor signaling pathway. Gene Ontology annotation, molecular function: hormone activity. Bases 202 to 621 code for a protein of 139 amino acids.
ACAUCUCAAAGUUUUUCUUUACACAUAGAACCAAAAAUACGUACAAUACAUUACCAAGAAGUGUGGUUGAGAGUGAUACUUUAGGGACUCUCAGAACCUGGCACAAUGUUAUUUUAGAAAACAGUGGCAAAUAGAGUCUAAAAACUCUGUAGGCCUGAAUGGUCAGUUCUUGUCAAAGUUAUUCUAAUAUUCCAUUUCAGGAUGAACUACCUGUAUCAUUACAAGGUGAUCACCCUCUUCUUCUUCAUUCACACUUGUGCCUAUGCCUCUAUACUGCGCCACUGUGAGCCGGUCAAUGAGACCAUCUCUGUAGAAAAGGAAGAGUGCCCAAAGUGCGUGCUGAUUACCACAAGAAUUUGCAGUGGAUACUGCCUGACGAGGGACUUUUUGUUCAAGAGCACCAUUGCACCUCUCUACCAGCAUGUCUGCUCGUACAAGGAGAUUCGAUAUGAGAAAAUUAAACUUCCUGGCUGCCCAAAUGGUGUGGAUCCCUACUUCACGUACCCUGUAGCAGUUAGCUGCUAUUGUAGUUUGUGCAAAAUGGAUAAUUCUGACUGCACCACUCAAAGCAUUUCCCCGAGUUUCUGUAUUUAUGGCAAAACACACCUUUACCUAAUUUAGAGGAAGACCAGAAUGGAGUUUGCAGUCUGAGUAACCCCAAUACUAGACAUGUAGAAGGUUAAUCCCACGACCUCUGUACCCGUUAAAAUUUCUCAGCAAGAUGGAGCCUUGCCUUUUCAAAAAUUGACUGGUUCUCAUUUUAGGGCAAGAAUAAAAUUUGCAGGCUACAAGAAAAGAAA